GAACUGGAAAAAUCACCUUGGAUGAACGUUGAAUGUCUGAAUGCUAAGAACGCAAAGCAGGCCUUCUUUGACAAAUGGAAAGCCAAUCCUUGUCAGGCGACUGCGAAUGCUUGGAAGGCAGCUUGUGAUAAACUAAGGGAAGAACUACUGAAGUUACGGCAAUUCUGGAUCGAGCAGAUUCACUCUGUGGAUUACUUUCAGGAGUACGAAGACAUCCCUCUGACCGAUGCUGAUACUGUUCCUUCCUCCGAUCUGCGCUUCCGAACCCCCUGA
This is a messenger RNA of Dibothriocephalus latus, 273 nucleotides long. NCBI's taxonomy places the organism in Eukaryota, Metazoa, Platyhelminthes, Cestoda, Diphyllobothriidea, Diphyllobothriidae. The record is from the annotation of a GenBank genome assembly.